Pneumocystis jirovecii RU7 is the source of this 1629-nucleotide messenger RNA. RefSeq lists its product as uncharacterized. Gene Ontology annotation, molecular function: nucleic acid binding; protein serine/threonine kinase activator activity; zinc ion binding. The transcript has 6 exons. Bases 109 to 1629 code for a protein of 506 amino acids. NCBI's taxonomy places the organism in Eukaryota, Fungi, Ascomycota, Pneumocystomycetes, Pneumocystales, Pneumocystaceae. Gene Ontology annotation, cellular component: Dbf4-dependent protein kinase complex; nucleus. The record is from RefSeq and is a predicted model, not a curated record. Gene Ontology annotation, biological process: positive regulation of nuclear cell cycle DNA replication; regulation of cell cycle phase transition.
CUUCAUUUUCAGAUCAAUAAGUUUAUGCAUGAUUAGCUUUAGUUUCACGUUUUUUUUCUAUUGAAAUUGACUAAGAAAUGAAGAAAAAAAUAGUAUUUAAAAUAUAAAAUGAUUGAACAUAAAAAUGCAGAACGCCAGCCGCUUAUUGCGCGUUCUAUGAAUCUUCAACUGCAUGUUGUGUCUCAACAACCGUCUCAUAACUCAGAACAUGAAAUUUCUCCUGUUUUAAAACGAGUUCUUAUUGAGUCACCUGUGCAAAAAGUAAAAGAUAUAGAUACAAUAUUAAGCAGAAAAUCAACAAAACGUACAAAACAUGAACAAGUGGCAAAACUUAAAGCAUUUAGUCAAACACAUCAGGGAUCAGUAGAGUCAUGGAAAAUACCUUCAACUGAAGAAACAAAUAUGAAAAUUAGGGAAUGGCAGCGACAAUAUCGCAAAGCAUUUCCAAGUUUUAAGUUUUAUUUUGACUCUGUUGAUCAAAAUAUGAAGCAUAAACUCACUAAACAAAUCAAUAAACUUGGCGGCACGGUGGAAGCAUUUUUUUCAAAAAAUAUUACACACGUUGUAACAACUAGGCCCAUUCCUGAUUUUACAGAUAUUUCUCUUCAACUAGCUCGAAAAUUAGGGCCAACUACAGAUACAGCCUUUGUUACAUCUUCUACGUCUCAAAAUAAACCUCGAAAGCUUUUUGGACUAGGAAAUAUUUUAAAAGAUUCAUAUAUAUCUAGCAAACCUAAUCAAGAAGAAUUGUUAAAAAAUGAUGUUUUAAUCAAGGCACAUGAAUAUGGUAUGAAAAUAUGGUCAUUCGAUAAAUUUGUAAAUCGAAUUCUACGUUCGCUCCUUGAUUUAUCAUUAACACCUAAUCAGCCAAAACUUUCAUAUCUUCUUUAUGAUGAAAAAAUCAAUGGGACACGAGAGAGAGAUCGAUCUGCACCACGUGAGGAUUAUGUUUAUUUUAAAGGGCCUUAUAUUUUUGUUCGGGAUAUGUCUAAUAUUUAUCGUCCUAUUAUAAUAAAAGAAUGGCCAAAACCACCUAGUGGGAAAAUUUCUGAAGGGGAAUGGCCCCAAUUUCGUGUUACAGAUUUUGGACAUUGUCCAUUUAUACGAAACAAUUAUCGGAAAUCACAUCCUCCUUCAUCUUUACCAAAACAUGAAAUGUUCAAAGAGUUGCAAAAUAUCCCUGAAUCAUCUAAAGACCUUAAAGGGAUCCUUUUUAACCAUUUAAAAGACAAUACUCGUCGAAUUCACAGUCAGAUUCAGUCUAUGAAUCAAAUAGAUAUAAAUGCAUCUGGAAUUAUACAGUCAAAUCUUACAUCAACCAUACGUUCUCAGACAUCUACAAAUACUAGAAGUGGAGGAAUGGCAGGAUCUAUUACAAUACCUCUAAGUAAAUCUGUAGAUGAUCUUAAAAGGAAAGUUUUUAUUCAAGUACAACAGCGACGGUCUAUUCAGGAGAAUAUAAAUGCAUUCCAACACUCACAAAUUGAUCCAACAGAUAAAAAGAAAGUUAAACAUAUAAAUUCACGUCGCCAUAUAAAAUACGCUACUAAUGAUGAAAACUUUGCAGAAUUAGAUGAAUUGCUUUCUAGCCUAAAAAGAAAACGACUCCCAUGGAUUGUUGAAACAUAA